GUAACAAGUCUAAUGACUAGCGAGAGAACAAAAUGAGCCAGGACGACUGGACGAGCCCUAAGUACAGGGCCAGAAGAAAUUCCCCAUCAACCAGAUGCCUGGUUCGAGGGAUCGCCGCCAGGGAAGCCCAUGGCGUGGCCGCUAUCCAAUUCAAUAUUGCAAUAUCUUAAUGUCACUCCUUGCUCCAGGUUUCUUCUCCAUUGUGUAUCAUCAUUCCCUACCAAUCAAAGCCCCGGGCUGUCUUUCCUCCGUUGCAUCGCCGUUGUCCGUCCUCUUCGAGCUUGUUUCUUCUCCACCCGUGCGAUUGGAAGUGUGUUGGGCCGGAUGGCGUGGUCUCACUUCAACAUGUCAUUCCGAAACCUCCAGUUCCGAAAUGUCUAGCUCCAAUCGACCGAAGGGCAAUUCGACAUUCAUUCCUGCGGUCUCAUGGCUGGCAUAGAAGCACCUCAAAUGCAAUGCACCAUUCCUUCGUUGUAGCGCCAAUAGUAUCUCCGCGGCAUCCUCCCAAAACCGCAAUCCGGCGCUUGGAGAAGUGGGAGGCUGCAACCCGACCCAACGCUCCAUCUACUGGCCGUAGCGUUGCCGCCCGACAC
Molecule: messenger RNA, 593 nt
Organism: Eremomyces bilateralis CBS 781.70
Lineage: Eukaryota; Fungi; Ascomycota; Dothideomycetes; Eremomycetales; Eremomycetaceae
Exons: 1
Coding region: 95-439 (114 amino acids)
Source: RefSeq, a predicted model, not a curated record